This is a messenger RNA of Chironomus riparius, 1092 nucleotides long. NCBI's taxonomy places the organism in Eukaryota, Metazoa, Arthropoda, Insecta, Diptera, Chironomidae. The record is from the annotation of a GenBank genome assembly.
AUGGGAAUGCAUGUACGAGGCGGUUCACAAUGGAAGCAACAAACGAGACGAGAGACUUCAGGUCCAUUGAGACGCGCCUGUCCAGCAUCGGGUGCGACAUGGAAUGUUCAAGUUGUACGUGGAAAAAUGAGUACGAGAUGUUUAUGGCAUGCAUGUCGAGCAUUGAUGGUUGGAAUUUUACUGAUGGUAAUUGGAGCUUCAAUGGCCACAAUUGGCUACUAUUCACAAGAUUUUGCACUAGGUGAAUUUCGACACAAUACAACAAUUCGUGUUAAAAAUGAGCAGCGAGGAUUGCACUUAAAUAAUUUAUCCUAUCUGGGACCUAUUAUUAUGGGCGUUGGAGGCUUCAUCGUGGUAGCAUCGUGUGUUAUGACAUUUGAGGCUCGCGAUUCAGCAGCAAAGGUUGUUCCAGCACGCUUUAAAUUAAGUACGAAUUCAAGGGGUCGCAAUAGUGGCCCAGGAAGUCGACGGACAACGACGAGUAAGAAAGUUUUUCGCGUGCAAUCGUCGGAUAGCAGAAAAACAUCAACAGGUCAAUCGGGUCGAUGGGAGCAACAUUUAGGGCUGUUUAAAAGUUCACCUGGGAGUGAUUUGCCAGCGGAUAGACAUGCCUUAACAGCAGCGCUAAUUCAUUUUUCAAGAACACUCGGUUUAAUUACAAACAAUUUAGAGAGUUAUAAUUAUAUUCUUCAGGAACUAAAAUUCAUUACCAUUGCAAUUAUCAAUAAUUAUAGCUCAUACUCUUUGAAAUUGAAGCUCAUUAAGAAAAUUCAAUUCAGUUACAUUGAUUUAGAUCUUACUAUUUAUUUGCCUCGAAUGGAUCGUAGAGCUUUUGAUGGAUAUUUUGUGAAUAUGAUACAACAAACUAAUGUUUGCUAUCUUAUUGGUCAUGUCAAUGUCAUAAGCAUGUGCCUUGAUGUUAUGUCGAGAUCUGAGAACAUUAUGAUUAAAAUCCGAGAAACUGAAAGUAACUUGAGAUCACAAAAGUUUAUUUUGGAAGGGAAGUCUAAAUGGAAUCCAAUUAAAGCUUCUUCAAACAAUGGUUCUACAGCAAAACAAAUCAUAGAGAAUGCAGGCUUCAUAAGCGACUAG